AUGUCAACACUGUUUCCACAGCUUCUUCCAACUAUUGUCGAAACGAUCAGGUAUGGGAGCUCCCAGCAGUAUAAUAAACAGGACCUAGAAAGAAAACUUUGCGAUGGUGAACACAAAUCAUUUGAUUUAGACGGUUCCACGGCAAGACAGAAGAAUGUGAUGGUACAAUUGUUCAUUCAGGUCGUAGUAGCAGUCGCAUUACUCGCAGCCAGCAGAUGUCGACGCGAUUGCCUUGGAAGUUACUAA
Messenger RNA from Peronospora belbahrii, 246 nucleotides. The record is from the annotation of a GenBank genome assembly. NCBI's taxonomy places the organism in Eukaryota, Oomycota, Peronosporomycetes, Peronosporales, Peronosporaceae.